GGGUGCCUUGCUUCCUCCUCCUCUUCCUCCUCCUCCCCGCGCCGCCAGUGCCUCAGCAGCGUCGUGCGCGGAGCCGAGCCCGGCGGCCGGAGCGGGAGCGCCACACCCCCCCUCGCCGGAGCCGGGCAGCCGAUGGCGUUCUCUCCCCUGGCCGUGGCCUCGGAGGUGUCGCCGGAGCCGGGCGGCAGCGGGAGGCCGGCCGAGGAGGCGGAUGGGGAGCGGGAGCCGCCGCCGCGGCUGGGCGAGCGCCUCGUGCCCGGGAGCCGCCUGAAGGAAGUGGUGGGCGCGUCCCUGGCGUCGCUGUGCCUCGGUCCCCUCGCCGGACCCCAGCGCCUCGGGACCCUCCUGGAUUGCCUGGUGCUGAACUACGGCCUGCGGCAGGGGCUGGGCUGGAGCCGGGGCCGCGGGGCCGCGGCGGAGGGCGGGGGCGCGGCCGAGGGGCCGCUGCGCUGCUGCGGCUGCGGCAGGUUCUUGGGCGAGCCGGUCACCGUCCCGUGCGGGCACACCUACUGCCGCCGCUGUCUCCGGAGGGAGCUGCGGGCCCGCUGCCGCCGCUGCCGGGACUGGCUGCUGCCGGCGGGGGGCACCAGCACGGCCGCGGCCCCGCUGCGGACCAGCGUCGUCCUCAACCAGCUGGCGGAGAAGUGGUUCCCGGGAGAGUGCGAGAGGGCCAGGACCGGGAGCCGGCUGGAGGAGCUGCUGGCCCAGGGCCGCUUCCGAGAGGCUCUGGCCGCCGCCAGCCAGGCUCUGCGAGCAGAUUCCAGUGACUUGAUGCUAAGAAUUUACAGAGCUGAGUCAUAUGUUGGCCUCCAAGAAUAUAAAACAGCCAUAGAAGAUCUAAAUUUUGUUAUUUCUAAAAUGCCAAAUUGGCCAGAGGUCUACUUCCGGAAAGGAAAAGUGCUGCAAGACUCUGGCUUUGUAGGUGAUGCCUUACAACUGUUUCUACAGUGCUUAGCCCUUGAUGAGGACUUUCUUCCAGCCAAGCUAGAAGUAGAAAGGACGCUGUGUGAUGUGCUGUCACCAGAGAAGUUAGGAGAGAGUCUGAAGGAAUCUGCUUGGAAUUCACCGCAUAUUCGAAAUAAACCUUUUAUACUUGGUUCUGAGGUGACUGAGUCUUACUGCAACUUACAGCUCUGUCCUGAGCAGAGUUUAGGAGGAUCAGAUGUACUGGAGCCUGUCAGUGGAAGCUUAAAUCGUGCACAGUCUGCCCAUGCUCUUAACUCAACAAAAGACCGUGCCAAGGAAGAUGGCUUAAAGAGAGUGUCUUCUGAACCCCUUCUCUCUGGCCAAGAAAAAGGUGCUUUGUUGAAAAGAAAGCUUUCCUUUUCAGAACAGGAUACAGUUGUAUGUGAAGAUGGAAGAAACAAACACAAAAAGCAAGGAGAAAGUACAAAAAGGGACAUGACACUGGCUUUUGGAACAAUUCCAGGGGAUUUGAUUGAUGUAUCAGAUUUUGAGUGCUCGCUAUGUAUGAGGCUAUUCUUUGAGCCAGUGACAACCCCUUGUGGACAUACUUUUUGCAAAGGUUGCUUGGAACGGUGUUUAGACCAUGCUCCUCAGUGUCCACUCUGUAAGGAGAGUUUGAAAGAGUACCUUGCAAGCAGAAAAUACAGCAUCACAGAACUGCUGGAGGAAUUAAUAAUGAAAUACUUGUCUGAUGAAUUAUAUGAGAGAAAAAGAAUUCAUGCUGAAGAAACCGCUGAACACUCAAAUUUGACCAAGAAUGUUCCAAUGUUUGUUUGCACUAUGGCAUAUCCUACUGUGCCUUGCCCUCUACAUGUGUUUGAGCCAAGAUACCGACUAAUGAUUCGCAGAAGUAUGGAAACUGGAACUAAACAGUUUGGGAUGUGUAUAAGUGAUUCUCAAAAUGGUUUUGCAGAUUAUGGAUGCAUGCUGCAAAUUAGGAAUGUUCAUUUUCUACCUGAUGGACGGUCUGUUGUUGAUACAGUUGGUGGAAAGAGAUUUAGAGUUUUACGGAGAGGGAUGAAAGAUGGUUAUUGCACUGCAGACAUCGAAUAUUUGGAAGAUGUUAAGGUUGCUGAUGAAGAAGAACUAAAGAAACUGAGAGAACUUCACAAUUUUGUUUACAAUCAGGCCUGCAGUUGGUUCCAAAACUUAAGAAACAAAUUUCGCACUCAAAUUCUUCAGCACUUCGGGCCAAUGCCUGACAGGGAGGAAAAUAUACAGGCAAUGCCCAAUGGUCCUGCUUGGUGUUGGUGGCUUCUAGCUGUUCUCCCAGUAGACCCCAGAUAUCAGCUGUCAGUUCUCUCCAUGAUGUCUUUAAAAGACCGUCUGAUCAAAAUCCAACAUAUACUCACAUAUUUUUCUAGAGACCAGUCCAAGUGACUAACCGCCUGGGUCUUCCUGAAAAGUUACUCUGUUCUGGUUGUAGUAGCAGCUGGAAUUUUUGCUGCCUUUGCACAUCUAGCACUGGUUUGAGAAGUGUAAUGGAACUGCUUUUUCUCUCUCCUCCCCACCCUCCCAACUUCCUGAACCACAUGGUUCUUUGAAUGCACACUUUCUUCAACUAUGAGAGAAGACCACUGACAAUUGCACAAAGUCAAUCCAGCUAGAUAUGUUUUUCACGUUAUCUACAUUACAAUUUGCACUAUGUAGAAGAGAACCUUUUUGAGACUUGAUAAUUUUAGCCACUGACUUUUUAAAGCUGUGGGAAGAGCAGGACUUAAGGCUGACAGUCCAAGUUUACAACAUUGAGGAGGUAUUAAAGGUUUUGCAGAUGUUUGCCUCAUACAACUGUUCUUUUGCUGUUUGCACAAAUAUUUGAAAUAUAGUAUUGAAUGUCACUGUUGGAUAUUACUACUCUUGUUGAAUUAUCUUGACCCAUGAACGUGGCACAGAUUUUUGAGUUAUCUUGUAAAUGUAUGCAUCACAAAACAGGUGACAUUAUGAACUGUAUGCUGAACUGAGAGCCAAUUUUAAGGAACAAAUGCAAAAAAAAAAAAAAGGUACUUCUGUCUAAAAAUACUUAAACUGUGAAUAUGGUUUACAUACCUAGGCCUGUACAUGUUAAAGAGGAAACUGAAAACUAAAUGCUAGUACCAGUUACAUUUCUACUGGGCUUUUCAGGCAGGCUGUUCUUCCAGAGCACACACUUAGUGUAUAGAGCUUAGAAGAAGAAAUCUUAAGAGUGUGCGCGUGCGCGCGUGUGUGUAUUGGGGAUUGUGCAUCCAGGAUUUAAAAGCUUAAAGUUUUAUUUGAAUUUUUUAAGUUGGUGCAAAUGUGAGUUCUAUGCCUUAUUCAUAUCAAUAGUAGAGCACACUGCAGUGGCAAGGUUAGCAUCAUGCUGCCAAUAGGUACUUUUUGUAAUUAAAGGUUUGCAUAUUUGUGAAUAUGUCUGAUACUGGCUUUCUUGUAUGUAAAUCAUUUGUAAAAUAUUUCUUAAAUCUUGCUUUUGCUAAUAUAUUUAAUUUUCAAUAAAAGCUAAAAGUUUGUAAUAUUUUUAACUUUAUCAGAAACUAAAAAUCAUUUUCAUUUUCCAUAUGCUUCUAUUCUGGCAUCUUAAGUAAAUCCAGAGGCAGCUGUUAAACCUACACCAAGGUUGUGGGCACUUCAUGACGUAAUCGGUAUGUACCUAAUCUGUUUCUGAUUACAGUACCUGUCUCAGACUGAUUAUUGGUCAGGCAGGUUUUUUGCCAGUGUCUUGCUUUUGUACCUACUGUGUUUAAAUUAAGGUGGUUUCAGGUAGAAAGUUUGCAUAUCACAAAACUUAAAAGUUGUGGGAAACUGUUCUUGCAGAACAGUUAGGUAUUUCACAGACUUGCUAAUCAGAUGCUCUGGCCUUGUUCUCUUCUGGAGUUUAAGGCUUGAGAUAUUACAGGCAACCCAAAAUCUGCUGGAUCGUUUUUAAUGUGGGCUUCUAUCUAGGGUAAAUUUCACCUUUAUUGUAUGAAUAAAGUCCUGGAUUAAUAUUUGGAAAGCUUUAUUUGCAUAAUAAAAGAAGAGAGGGGAUCCUCUAUUUCUCAACUUAGUAUGUUAUAACCUUAGAAACUUAAUCUUUGUAUCACUAUGCUCUUCUUAAGAAUGCGGGUGACAGGAUUUUUGUUUUCUUGACAGCAAAAAGUCCCUGUAGCCAGGCUUGAAAUACCCAAAUAAUCUAGUGGUAAUUUUUUUUUUUUCUUGCCAAGAGCUUUAGUUUUGAAAUUGGGUAUUCCCUAGUCUGCUGGAAGAUGAGGCUUCUAGGUUUUUUUAUAUGUUCCCAUGACUUUUUAAUAAAAUAAAAACUCAGAUAAA
This is a messenger RNA of Harpia harpyja (harpy eagle), 4251 nucleotides long. RefSeq names its product LON peptidase N-terminal domain and ring finger 1 (gene LONRF1). Lineage: Eukaryota; Metazoa; Chordata; Aves; Accipitriformes; Accipitridae. The transcript has 12 exons. The coding region runs from base 133 to 2346 and encodes 737 amino acids. Gene Ontology annotation, molecular function: protein binding. The record is from RefSeq and is a predicted model, not a curated record.